UCCCAGCGGGAGGGACACGGGAGGCCACCGGGAGCCUGAGCUCUGCCUGAACCAGGUGGCACCUCCUGGGCAUCUUCUUUGUGUUCCUGGGGACCCCGGGAGUGGGAUCUUUUGGCGGGGGGGUGUGUGUGAAACUAACGCGCCCCGUUUCUCUCUCCCCGCAGCAUGUCGGGCCGGCAGAUCACGCCUCUGAAGGCCGCGCUUCUCCUGGCCCUCCUGGCCACCUUACCGGUGUCGCCGGCCGAGCCGGCACGGAGUGGGUUCUGGGAGUACCUCAGCCAGCUGACGAGUGACAAGGAGAGCCCGGAGCAGGGCCCGAGCAGCAAGCUGGGCAGGGACAUCGUAAACCUGAAGGAGAACAUCCAGGACGGGGUCAGCUACGUGGGGAACUUCCUGGAGAAGCUGGGGCCCCUCAACAGAGGCCUCCAGCCCCGGCUCUACCAGGACUCGGACAGCCUGCGGAAACUCAUCCGGAAGGAGCUGGAGAGCCUGCGGGUGAAGCUGUCCCCCUACGUGGAUGACGUCCACCAGAAGGUGGGGAAGCACCUGGAAGACCUUCGCUACCGGCUGCAGCCCUUCACGGAGGAGCUCCUGGACCAGGUGUCCCUCAAAGCCCGGGAGCUCCGGCGGCACCUCAUGCCCAGCCGGGAGGCCACGGCCCAGCUCCUGGAGGGCGCGGAUGAGGUGCAGAGGUUCAUGGCUCAUUACGCCGACAAGAUUGCCCUCCACACCGACCAAGUGAAGGACAUCUUCCAGCCCUACGCGGACAGGCUGGUGACCGAGAUCCACCGCAAUGUGGAGGAGCUGCACCGCAACGUUGUCCCGCACACCCGGGCCAGCCCGGAGAAGCUCAACCAGUACAUCCAGGAGCUCUCCACCAAGCUGACCCAGAACGCCAGGGACCUCCACCAGAAGAUCCAGAGGAACCUGGAGCAGCUCAAGGCCAAGCUGAGCCUCUACCCCGGCAGCCUCCAGCAGCAGCCGGCCUCCACGGAGGAGCUGGCCCGGGAGGUGCAGCGGCGGGUGGAGGAGUUCCGUAGGGACACAUACAUCCAGAUCCAGGACUUCACCCGCGCCCUCGACCAGGAGACGGAGGAGAUGAGGCUGAAGCUCUCCUCCUCCUCCUCCCGGCCCUCCCACCCGGGGGACCCCCAGGAGGGCCCUCCCGCCCUGGAGGACCUGCACGCCCGCCUCGACGCCCUCUGGAGGGACCUGGCGCACAGCCUGAGCGAGCGGGGCGGGGAGGCGCGCUGAGGGGGCGGCGGGGGGCAGCGGGGACGGGGCCGGCUCGGGCUGAACCGCAAUAAAGGCGCCGCCAUGGCGGACCCGGCCGGGCCUCGCCGCCUCCUCACAUGAUCCCCGCCCGCCCCACGUGAUCCCGCGCCCGCCCCCCACGUGACCGCGCGGCGCGCAGGCGC
Messenger RNA from Calidris pugnax (ruff), 1418 nucleotides. RefSeq names its product apolipoprotein A-V (gene APOA5). NCBI's taxonomy places the organism in Eukaryota, Metazoa, Chordata, Aves, Charadriiformes, Scolopacidae. Gene Ontology annotation, biological process: cholesterol homeostasis; positive regulation of lipid biosynthetic process; very-low-density lipoprotein particle remodeling. Gene Ontology annotation, cellular component: extracellular region; chylomicron; blood microparticle. The coding region runs from base 166 to 1254 and encodes 362 amino acids. The record is from RefSeq and is a predicted model, not a curated record. The transcript is spliced from 3 exons. Gene Ontology annotation, molecular function: cholesterol binding; phospholipid binding; phosphatidylcholine-sterol O-acyltransferase activator activity.